AUGAAUGUUUUGAGAGGAAUUGGAGUCCCCGAAUCGAAUAUCCUUGUGCUGCUUAACCGUCAGCCUAGAUCACUUUUGUAUAAUCCGGUUCGGCUUAAGGAGAUUGUGGAGGAAGCCGAAAGAAUGGGGUUUGAUCCUUCAACGAAGAUGUUUCUCAGUGUGGUUAUUGCUUUGAAAUCAAUGACCAAAUCCACACUAGAGAAGAAGUUUGAUGUUUAUAGGAGAUGGGGUUGGUCUGACCAAGAGAUUCACGAAGCUUUCCGGAGGCAUCCGUUGUGUAUGACGGUUUCGGAGGAUAAGGUCAUGGCUAUAAUGGAUUUUCUCGUGAAAAAAUUGGGCUACAGUUCUACUCUUAUUGCCAAACAACCGAGUAUUUUAUGGAAGAGCUUCAGGAAGAAUAUUGUCCCAAGGGCUUUGUUUGCUCGAGAAUUGUUAUCACAAGGUUUGGUUAAUGACUUAAAAUUGUCUGUAUUGUUUGACACAUCGGAAAAGGUGUUCAUUAGGAUGUUUGUUGACCGUUUCGUAAACAAAGCACCUGAUCUCUUGAAGCUUUACAAAGAAAAACUUAAGAUUUCAGAAAAAAACAAACAUUAG
Gossypium raimondii (Peruvian cotton) is the source of this 594-nucleotide messenger RNA. RefSeq lists its product as uncharacterized. Gene Ontology annotation, biological process: regulation of DNA-templated transcription; chloroplast organization. The transcript has a single exon. Gene Ontology annotation, molecular function: double-stranded DNA binding. Gene Ontology annotation, cellular component: chloroplast. NCBI's taxonomy places the organism in Eukaryota, Viridiplantae, Streptophyta, Magnoliopsida, Malvales, Malvaceae. The record is from RefSeq and is a predicted model, not a curated record. Bases 1 to 594 code for a protein of 197 amino acids.